Molecule: messenger RNA, 834 nt
Organism: Pelodiscus sinensis (Chinese soft-shelled turtle)
Lineage: Eukaryota; Metazoa; Chordata; Testudines; Trionychidae
Source: RefSeq, a predicted model, not a curated record
AUGGCCGGGCCUGGCAGGCUCCUCCUCGUUGCCCUGCUCCUGACCUACUGCCUGGACACUGGGACCAGCAAGGCAGAGCUGACACUCUGGGCUGACCACCCCUUGGCUCUGGGGUCCUCCCUGCAGCUGCACUGUGCCUUCUGGGGCCAGGAGCUCAUCACGCUGGUGAGCUGGCGGCGCUGGGGCCAGAAUGGGAGCCACGAGGAGCUGGCCGUGAUACACCCCACACAUGGGGCCCAUGUGCACCCUGCUCACCAGGGCCAACUGCGGGUCACCAAUGUGUCAGAGGCUGGGCAGGUGGGGCUUACAGUGCCCAGCCUGGCCCCCGAGGACAACGGCACCCACUACUGCUGCAAGUUCUCCACCUUCCCCUCGGGCGUGUCGGAGCAGUGCCUGCCAGUCUGGAUCACAGAGCCUGCCGCUGAUCCCUCCCAGACCCCUCACUCUGCCCUGCGACCUGAGGUGCUGGGGCCCCUGGGCGCUGGGGCCUUCUUCCUGCUGGGCAGCAUCGCCGUGCUGGGCCACCUUCUGCAGGAACGGGUGCGGAGGCACAGGAAGCUGGUGCUCCCUCAUCCCUACCCGCAUGUGGCUAGUCCUCAGGAGCCCCCCAUGGCUCUGUGGGUGCAGCAGGGGCUGCCAGUCCGGCGCACCUCGUUCUCCGCCCCCUACGUCCUCAUCAACUUGGACUAUUUUACCUCCCAGCCCAGCACCAUGGCCCACAGGGGCUGCCUGCCUCCCCCACUGCCUCCCCGGCAGGGCUGGAGACCCUGCAGGCCCAUGCCCUGGGUGCUGGGACAGGAGGAGCAGCGCCUGGGCCACUGGCACAAGACCUGA